AUGUUCACUUUUCUAUUUGUCUAUUCGUUUGCUGUUUUAUUACCUUCGGCGGAAGCCAUUCAGGUUCAAAUUUCGUAAGUCAGGCAAACCCGCUCUUUUCUCAAUAGACAGCGAAUUCGUUCUACUGCACUAAUUGUAAUGUUUCCAUUUUUCAUUACUAAAUAGAGCAAACUUACUAUAUACCACGAGAAAAGCGAAACAAAAUGAGCAUGAAAAUGAAGCUUUGAGUGCAGUAGAGGGCAUUUGCUGAUCGAAAAUUGUAGAGGCGGAACGAUUGAGGGAAAAGUGAUAAAUGCGACGUACUCGCCGCUCGGCAAUCAGACCGGCAUCGCUUUUCUGGGCAUUCCUUACGCCGAGCCGCCGCUCGGAGACCUCCGAUUCCGGAAGCCCCGCCCACCGACGACGUGGCAGGGGAUCAGAGAGACGAACGAGUACAAACCGGCAUGUAUGAGCAACAUCACGUGGGUUCUAGACGGAAAUUGUGAAAAAAAAGGCUAAAAACGGUUUAUUCUGCAGAAGAACGUAUAAAGUGGCGAACGGCGGUCCGGUCUCUGAAGAUUGUCUCUAUUUGAACGUCUUCACAAAUGAUUAUUGUAUGCGAAAUGUCAGAAGCAACACCAAAAUCACAAAAAAUACCAUUCGUUUUUGCAGAAAAACUGUUCGGUGAUGAUUGUGGUGCACGGCGGCGCGUUCCUCUUCGAAUCCGCCUCCGCAUUCGCCCCCGACAUUCUCAUCAACAACUUUGUGGGUCAGGACAGAAAUAUUGUCGUCGUGUCCAUCAACUAUCGGCUCGGCAUUUUCGGAUUCGGACAGUUUCGCGGCGAUUCGGGCGACAGAAACAUUGCACUUUUCGGUGAGAAGCGCGCUCCACAUUUUUCACCUGAUUCAUACGGAAAUUGCUGGAAAACAAUGAUUUCGGUCGUUUUUUUUCUCAAAAUUUUCGACUUUUUCGUCAGAAUUACAUCAAAAAAGUCAUAAAGUGUAGAAAAUCGCUGCGACUGCAACGACAGCGCAAAUGAAUCAGUUCAAUACGAAAAUCGAAUAUUUAGACAUUUUACAAGCGGUAAAAUUCGUUCGAAAUGAAAUCGGAAGCUUCGGAGGCAACAAAAACAGAAUCACACUGGCAGGACACUCGGCAGGCGCCGCUCUGACCUUCCUGGUGAUUAGUCCCUAGUUUUGGCGCCUCAUUUCACGUACAUGGUUCAGUUCUCCUCGUCGCCUCUCUCAAAAGGCCUGAUCCAUCAGCAGAUCAUCAUGAGCGGACCGCUUGCAAAUAUGGCGAAGCAGGCGAAUUACAAAGCGACGACGUACAUCGCCACGCGUCUCGGAUGCCUCGCAGAAGACGUCGGAUUCGGAACGCUCUCGAAGAAGACCGUGGAAAAUGUAUUUGAAAAGUUUUCGAACAUGCACAAAUUCUUAGAACUAUUUUAGGCCUUCGAGUGUUUGCGAAAUGUUUCAGCGGACGAACUGCUCGCCGCCGAGCUGUAUAUGGUUCAGAAUUCGACGCAUUACUUGGGAUGUCCGCAUGUGGAUGGCGAGGUUUGCAGUUUUGCAAGUGCGCUCCACCGCAUUUUGAGACGAAAAUGAGCAAAUUUCGUUUGAAAUUAAGAAAGUUAUCAUCUUUCGAAGCGUCGAAUUUAUUAGUUGACAACUUGUUGAUAUCAGCCUAAAAUCCGUACUUUCAGUUCGUCACCGACUACCCGGAUCGUUUUCUAUCGGAAAAACGAGUGUAUCCCAUCAGCACGAUGCUCGGAACCACGAGUGCCGAGCUCAGAGAAUCACAGUUAUUGCUUCAACAUGACAGCAUUUUUCCGAAUUCCAGGACUUUCAGAUACAUUACCGAUUUGCAAAAUACAGUUCAGCGAGAGAAAUCGCUCGUGAAUCUCUGCGAGCACAUUGGCUACGAGCUCUUCGAUAAACCGGACGAGUUUGCGAAAAAGUGCUACGCUUACUAUCGAAACGGGUCGGACGCGCAGUUUUUGUCCGAUGACAUGGAGUUUUAUGCGGGCUCCGUCGAAAUUGCGAACGCUCACUCGACCGCAAGCACCAAAGUGUUUUUGUACAGGUAUGCAAGUGCGCUCGGAAAAAUUUAAAAUUGCGCACGGUCUCCCACGGCGCGAAUAAUUUCAAUGGGGCGCAGUUGCAACAGGCGAGCUGUGUCGAUUUACGCGGCGGCCGAUUAAUUAAUUUUCAACGGGAGGUCGCGUUCUUUCCAUGUUUUCUGUACAAUACACCUAUUUUUGUACGCUUGGAACCUGGAUUCGAAUAAUUAGAGCACUAGCUACGUUUUGGUAACAGAAAUCUCACAUAUCGUUGAGAAUUAGCCGAGUUAUUUCGAUUUGAAGGUUUUGGCCUGGAUUUUGAUGUUUUUCGAAUAGUUUUCGGAAAUUGCUCAAGAAAACUAACCGCCGGAACCUGAAUUUUGUAAAGAAAGAUUCAGCGAACAUUUUUAUUGUUCGUUGGGCUCAUGAAAUGCAAAAUGAACUGAAAUAUAAAGGUUUGAAGUUUUGACGAAAUGCGAAAAAGACGCUAAUAACAUGAAAACCUCUAAAUUCUGUAAAGAACGGUUUCCAAUCAGUAAAAUAUUGUUUUCUAGACGUUUUUCAAGUCAAAAAGAAAGAAAUAAAGGUCGUAGACUCGAAUUGAACUGCAUUUUUAGACCUGCAAAUUUUCAAAAGUUACAACGACACUCCGCAAUUUACGAGCGCACUGUGUUUAGCAUUAGCGCCCUGGGAGACCGUGUUGCGAGAGAAUGAACACAAAAGAACCUUUUUACUCUUUCAGCUACACGUACACCGGCGCCGGAUUGGCUUUCAAAAAGUACAUGCCAACAGUGCCGUCGCCGCAUCAUUCUGAGGACCUUGUAAGCCAUUUGCCUCUCAUUUUCGACCUAUUCUUCCAUGACACUUGCAGAUUUAUACAUUCGGCACUCAUCGAGGAGUGAUGGCGCCCAAAGAUUACGUGAUUGAAAGCAUUUACAGUGGAGUUUUUGCGAAUUUUGUAAACUUUGGAGAUCCGUCGCCUUCGGAGCAACAAAAAUGGAGGCCAUACUCUGAAAAGAAUAGGGAGUACUUUGAAGUUGGUGAGUUGGAAUGGGAAAUGUGAAAAACGAAGCAAUUCGGGGACUUUUCAGACUUUGAUCAGAACUUUACGAUGCCCGGCAUGAAGACAGGCUACUACAAACGAGCCGUUGACUUUUGGAGGUUUCCUAUUUCCAAUUUUCAUAAAAACCCUCACUUUGUUUCAUUUCAGCCAGCCAUCUCUCAAGAAGAACCACCGGGAACAGUGGUCCCCCUCGUUGGACACCCUGAUCAUCACGAACCUCGUCGACCCGAUUCUGAGCCACAUGCGCGGAUACUCGAUCGACACCGAAAAACUGUACGAGCCAUUGAACAAGCUGUUCUACGAACGAGAGCAGUUUUUGAAUGAGCUGAAGACGGAAUGGAGAACGACGCAGUUGCUGAAGGGGAAGAUUGGGAACGGAAAAUGGGCGAGAAGUGGAGAGGUGAAGGUGGAAGAAGAAGGGAAGGAAGAAGAAGAAGAAGGCGGUGGAGUCAGUGAGUUUAUUUCUGGUACCGUCUUAGUCUCUCUAGGGAAAGGAAUGGGACGUAUGUAAUGCCCUUCUAUGAAUUCUGUAGUGUCAAUUCCAUCACUUUUGCAGACAUUCUCCUGAUAAUCUUCGCGGGCGUCCUUCUGCUCGGCAUCCUCUACAUUUCAAUCACCCACUUCUGUCUGCACGUCCGAUCGCGAGAGGGCUACCAAUUGUUGAAGUGA
Caenorhabditis sp. 36 PRJEB53466 is the source of this 3774-nucleotide messenger RNA. The record is from the annotation of a GenBank genome assembly. NCBI's taxonomy places the organism in Eukaryota, Metazoa, Nematoda, Chromadorea, Rhabditida, Rhabditidae.